This is a messenger RNA of Diceros bicornis minor, 2177 nucleotides long. It is a transcript of the gene SPNS3, whose product is annotated as SPNS lysolipid transporter 3, sphingosine-1-phosphate (putative). The coding region runs from base 94 to 1401 and encodes 435 amino acids. Gene Ontology annotation, cellular component: membrane. The record is from RefSeq and is a predicted model, not a curated record. Gene Ontology annotation, molecular function: transmembrane transporter activity. NCBI's taxonomy places the organism in Eukaryota, Metazoa, Chordata, Mammalia, Perissodactyla, Rhinocerotidae. The transcript has 10 exons. Gene Ontology annotation, biological process: transmembrane transport.
CCCACAGGAAGUGAGCUCUCGGUGCAGAGCCCAUGUGUCUUCGCUUCGGCACUCGUCCUGGGCCAGCAGCUGCAGGCUGGCGAGGGUGCGGGCAUGUCCGCGGAGCGCCGGGUGCCUGGGGCAGAGGGGCCUCAGGGCCGUUCCCCAGGGCCAGGCGGGUGCUCUGGGCCCUCAGGCUCAGGUCAGUGCCCCCCUUCGGCCAUGCCCGCCCCCUGGAUCCUGCCCCGCUGGAGAGCUAAUGUGGCCGCUGCGGUGCUCUGCUACAUCAACCUCCUGAACUACAUGAACUGGUUCAUCAUCGCAGGAGUGCUGCUGGAUGUGCAGAAGUUUUUCCAGAUCAGUGACGGCAAUGCUGGUUUGCUUCAGACGGUCUUCAUCGGCUGCCUGCUGCUGUCUGCACCCGUGUUUGGCUACCUGGGCGACCGACACAGCCGCAAAGCCACGCUGAGCUUUGGGAUCCUGCUCUGGUCCGGAGCAGGCCUCUCCAGCUCCUUCAUCUCCCCCCGGUAUUCCUGGCUCUUCUUCCUGUCCCGGGGAGCCGUGGGCAUUGGCACAGCAAGCUACUCCACCAUUGCGCCCACCAUCCUGGGCGACCUGUUCGUGAGGGACCAGCGGAUCCGGGUGCUGGCCAUCUUCUACAUCUUCAUCCCUGUUGGAAGUGGUCUGGGCUACGUGCUGGGGUCGGCUGUGACGGCGCUGACUGGAAGCUGGCACUGGGCCCUCCGAGUCAUGCCCUGCCUGGAAGCCAUGGCCUUGAUCCUGCUUAUCGUGCUGGUUCCAGACCCGCCCCGGGGCGCUGCUGAGAAGCAGGGGGAGGUGGCCAUGGGGGGCCUGAGGAGCAGCUGGUGUGAGGACGUCAGAUACCUGGGCAGAAACUGGAGUUUUCUGUGGUCGACUCUUGGAGUGACAGCCAUGGCCUUUGUGACUGGAGCUCUGGGCUUCUGGGCCCCCAAGUUUCUGUUCGAGGCCCGUGUGGUGCAUGGGCUGCAGCAGCCCUGCUUCCAGGAGCCAUGCAGCAGCCAGGACAGCCUGAUUUUUGGGGCACUGACUGUCGUGACAGGCAUCGUUGGGGUCAUCCUGGGAGCAGAGGUUUCGAGGAGGUACAAGAGAGUCAACCUGCGGGCUGAGCCCCUCAUCUGUGCCUCCAGCCUGCUUGCCGCAGCCCCCUGCCUCUACCUGGCUCUGGUCCUGGCCCCAACCACCUUCUCGGUCUCCUAUGUGUUCCUGGCCUUUGGGGAGCUGCUUCUGUCCUGUAACUGGGCGCUGAUUGCUGACAUCCUGCUGGAUCCAGACCUAGGGGCAUCCCAAGAGCCCUCCUCCUGCCUGCUGGCAGCCUGCACAGUCCAGCAUGGGGCACGGGGGACCCAGAGCAGCCUGGUGAUCGGCUGGGAGCUGUCCUGAGAGUGAACCUGGAUUCAGGAGACAGACUUGGGUUUCAGCUCCGCUUCUUCCGCUACUUAUAGCUGUGUGUGACCCAGGCAAGUCACUUUGUGUCUCUGAGCCUCAGUUUCCCUGUGUGGAAAAUGGGGAUGGAAAUACCUCAUGGAUUAUUGUGGGGGUGAAACGAGAUUGUCCAGGUGAAGCUUUUGCCCACUGCCUGGCACAGAGAACGCUGGCUGGGACGCUCACAGCGAGGCAGGGGUUUCACUUUCUCAUCGUCCAUCUCCCAAGGAAAUCCUUGAGUCCUGGAGUCUGAGUGUGAAAGGGCUGUGGGGAAGUGUGGUCAUUUAAUUAGCCAACAAGGCCUGCUUGAACACUACCGUUGGUGGGAUUCUCAUUCCCUGCCUAGAUGCUCUGCCCCCUCCCCACGGCCCAGGGUCAGCAGGUGUAGACAGGGCUGUCCUGUCUUUGACUCCUGGGUGGGUGUACCAGCUGCAGGGCUGGUGGGUCUUCUCCCAUCUCCAGAAGGAGACUUGGGCUCCAGGCCAGACUCAGCCACAGACCUGCUGAAUGGGCUCGGGCCUCAGUUUCCUUGUCUAUUAAAAGGAGUGAUCGUAACUGGCCUGGCAGGGUGAGCCAGAGAGCCUGCAGGACAGGCCUCGCUGAACAGAAAAGCGCUGGAGAAUGCUAUCUUUAAUGGAGUUGCCCACUUUUAGGCACAGGGAGAUUCACUCCCCUGCGUCUGGCCUGUUCCCUCUCAGGCAGUUCAGAUGGAGCUGAAACUUGCCCCCUGCUGC